Zeugodacus cucurbitae (melon fly) is the source of this 2150-nucleotide messenger RNA. RefSeq names its product odorant receptor 46a. Gene Ontology annotation, cellular component: plasma membrane. Gene Ontology annotation, biological process: sensory perception of smell; detection of chemical stimulus involved in sensory perception of smell. The coding region runs from base 859 to 2025 and encodes 388 amino acids. The transcript is spliced from 3 exons. The record is from RefSeq and is a predicted model, not a curated record. Gene Ontology annotation, molecular function: odorant binding; olfactory receptor activity. NCBI's taxonomy places the organism in Eukaryota, Metazoa, Arthropoda, Insecta, Diptera, Tephritidae.
AUACCAAACAGGUUUGUAUAUGCAUAUAAAAUAAGAUUGGCAACAUGAAAAUAAUGUGCAAUGAAUUAUAGUACUAAUUACAUUUUAAUUAUGAGAACAAAUGUUGAGAAAAGUUAAUAACGAUACACAUGUCAACCAAAGACAAAUUUAUAGCUUAUGUUUUGUAAAUUUUAUCGGACUGUUAUUGCUUUUACAGAUAGAGAUAGAGAAGAUAAUAAGAUAAUAUCAGCGAAAUAUGUUGAACUCCCUCAAAUUUUUUAUCAUAAACAAGUAAAAAGAAAAAAGAGCUUUGUUCUGGCACACCGAAAGUUAAAAAUGUUAAAUGUCAAAUCAGAAAGAAUCCCAGGCAUUCGAGGAGUAUACAAUAGAUAAUUAGUAAAUUUGGGAACCGAACCAUUGUACUGUGAACUGAUCGAUAUGUUUUGCCAUUAUUGACGUUAUUCAUUUAGCAGUUAUAUAAAGAUAAUUAAAUUGUCAUCGUGAUCAUAUAUAAUUAUAUUAUAUAACUACCUCGAUUAGUUUUAGAUUACCUCUAACUUAAUCUCUAACGAACUCGUUUAUUAAAAACUGUAUACCCUUUUAAUAAAAUCCGUGGGUUAAACAUGGAUAAUGGAUUUAAUACGUUCUUUUCCAAUAACGACAUAAGAACACUUUGCUAAUAUCUAAUUGUUGUUAUAAGAUUUAUCAGUAAAUAAAAGUAAAUAUUUUACAUAUUGUCUGACUAAUUCCCCCUAAAAUAUUAAAUAAUGCAUGAAGUGACGACUGACAAUGUCAUUAGUAAAACUCUGUAUAAAAAGCGAUGACAUUUCGGAUAUUAAGCUAGUUCAAAGUUAAUUUGCGGAGAGUUGCUUGGGAAUUAUGGACGGAGCUAAAGGAUUUGUCAAUUCAUUUUAUAAAACACAAUAUAUAAUUUUCAAGCUGUUGGGACUCUUCAGUUUUCCCGCGGACUAUUCGUCAUUUUGGCAUUAUAUGCAUAAAUUAUACUUUUGGCAUGUGGCGAUUUUUUGGAUGCUACUUUUCGAUAUCAGCAUGUGGAUUCAAAUAAUCGGCAACAUAUCGAAUCUGAAUGAGAUAAUUAAUGUGUUUUAUCUUUUUUCUAUGGCUAUUGCGGUAAUGGCUAAAUUUGUACGAAUUCGCUUAAAAAACAAUUCAUAUGCGGCCAUGUUUGCACGAAUGCACGACAACGAUUUGCUGCCUGUAAAUGCCGCUGAACUCGAGAAAUUUACUCAAUCCUCACAUUUAAGUUGUAGAGUGCGCGACAGUUACAUGUAUCUUUCGUUGACAUCAUUAACGCUGAUUUUCGUUACGAAACUUAUAGCCGAGCCUGGCGAGCUACCUCUCUCUAUUUAUAUACCGAUUAGUGUGGAAACCUUUUGGCGUUAUUUAAUAGCAUAUUUGUUCCAGUUUAUUAGUUUAUCGCUGUGUUGUUGGCUUAAUAUAUCUUUCGAUUCUUUAGGUGCAUCAUUAUUCAUAUAUUUGAAGGGUCAGUUAGACAUUCUAGCGAAUCGUUUAGAAAAUAUCGGCAUGAAUCUCGACAUGGAUGAUAACAUGAUAAAUAGGCAGUUGAAAGAUUGCAUUCAACAUUAUGUAAAACUUCGGAAUAUUACCGAAAUCAUGGAAGAUCUUCUAAGCAUUCCAAUGUCUGUGCAAAUGAUGAGUUCAGUACUCGUACUUGUCGCUAAUUUCUACGCAAUGACUUUUCUAACUGACCCCAGUGAUUAUGUUACAUUUAUAAAAUUCUUAGUCUACCAACUCUGUAUGUUGUCCCAAAUUUUUAUGUUGUGUUAUUUUGCCAAUGAGGUCUCGCUCCGAAGUGCAGAGCUAUCCUACUCUUUGUACUCUUCCGAAUGGACACGUUGCAGUCAAAUCAACCGACGACUGAUGUUAUUGAUGAUGGCACAAUUUGACGUACCCAUGCGAAUCAAAACAAUCAAUCGAUGCUAUUCUUUCAACUUGCCAGCGUUUACAUCGAUAAUCAAUUCUUCGUACAGCUACUAUGCCCUGCUGAAGAAAAUGAAGGACUAAAUACAAUGUACUAAAUUUAUAUAUAAAUAUAUAUAAAAACGAUAUCACACAAUAUUAUAACUUUGACUUUUGAAUAAAAUUUAUUUUAAUUAUAAUGAAAGAGCAGCCAUAAAAAAUAAAUAUUA